This is a messenger RNA of Perca fluviatilis (European perch), 2231 nucleotides long. RefSeq names its product DNA replication and sister chromatid cohesion 1 (gene dscc1). The record is from RefSeq and is a predicted model, not a curated record. Bases 201 to 1373 code for a protein of 390 amino acids. Gene Ontology annotation, cellular component: nucleus; chromosome, centromeric region; Ctf18 RFC-like complex. NCBI's taxonomy places the organism in Eukaryota, Metazoa, Chordata, Actinopteri, Perciformes, Percidae. Gene Ontology annotation, biological process: mitotic sister chromatid cohesion; maintenance of mitotic sister chromatid cohesion. The transcript has 9 exons.
CACCUCAACGGAGUUACCACACUUCCUUCCCACGACAGAAAGAGAGCGGGGAAAUUUGACAGCCGCUGGUUAUUUGCUUGCUACAAAGCAACAUUAGUUUUGACUAGUUGUUGUACAUUAGAAAAGGGGUAGUUUGUGACAGUUUGUUUCGCGAGUCAAAAAGCGGCAUAUUUAUCAAAACGUUAUCGAUCUAACCCAAAAUGAGAACUUUAGAGGAGGUUCAGGCCACUCUGCAGAUCGCCAAACUGAAAGAGGAAGAUCUACAAAAAACAAUUCACUGCCUGUCUUUUGGGGAAAACGUUUCAUCUGCAGACUACUGCCUGAUGGAGCUGGACGACACACUGUGCAAACACAUAGAAUCUGGGGAAAGUCUAGUGAUUAGAGGGGAUGCAGAGGAGCGUGCAGUGCUCUGUAGUGGUGACAAGACCUAUGAUUUAAAAAUAGCCGAUACAUCCAACAUGCUGCUGUUUGUACCAGGAUGCAGAACACCAGACCAACUAACCAACAGCCAGGAAAGCUCUCAUGUGGUGCACACUCAGAUCUGGGGAUUUUGUAACAGCUACUGGGAACUGCGGAAACACCGUCCUAAACUGAAGAAACUGAAGAAGCUUUUAAUGGAGAAUCCUUAUGAAGGACCUGCUUUAGGGGGGCAGGAGGAGAAUACGGAAAACAGGUACACAAUGCAGGAUCUGUUGGAGAGGAUCCAGGCCAGUGAAGAGGAGCUAAAGACCCACUUAGAGACCAUUCAUGCCUCUCAGAUAGAUGGCUACUGGCGCAUGUUGGACUUCGACUACGAGAUGAAGCUGCUCGGUCAUGUGACUCAGCUGGUAGAUUCUGAGUCCUGGUCCUUCAACAAGGUUCCCCUUCAAACCAGUCUGGAAGAGUUAGCUCCACUGGAACCCAAAGAGAUGAUCGAGCACUGCUUGAACUGCUAUGGGAAACGCUUUACUGAAAACGACAACAUUUUUUAUGCACUGCAUGAGGAUAAAGUAUGUCGGGGCAUAGCGCUACUGCUGCUUCAAAACGCCAUCAAGUUCAACCUGAAGGAGUUUCAGGAAGUCUGGCAGCAGAGCGUUCCAGAUGGCAUGAGCGCAAGACUGGACCAACUAAAGAGUGUCGCCCUGGUGGACCGCAACUCCCGUCCAGAGACCAUCUCCCUGCUGCGGGUGGAGGAUCUCUCAGAAGACACGCUGGAGCGCUUCAACCACCUCUUCACACUCCGAGAGAAAUGGACAGAAGACGACAUCACGCCAUACAUACAGGACCUGUGUGGAGAGAAACAGACCACCGGAGCUCUACUGACCAAAUAUGCUCGAUCUUCAAUGCAAAAUGGGAUCAAGGUCUUCAACUCCAGAAGGCCUGUGGCUACAUGAACAUGUGAACUGUCCAGUUCUGAAUUAUUUGAAAAUGAACGUGGUCAUGUUAUGUUAAUUCCCAGAUUGACUAUUAUUUUACAAAUAAUUUCCCCUAAAAAUUCCUUGUUUGCAUUGUCAACUAUAUCACAGCAGUUUAAGUAGCUAGCUUGUAAAGUGUAUGAUAAAAAAGAAACACUUAAAAUUAAAGUUAUAAAGUUUCUGUAACUAAAACCAAACUUCAGCUUCAACUUCAACCAAAACUCCAUGUUGGUAAUAAAAUAAGUAAACUAUAAUUAGAAUUUUGACUAGAAACAAUGCAAAAUACCCACAAACGUAUUGUUGAUAUGUUUUUUGUAACUCUGGUCUUCACCAUAGACCACACUCUAGUAUAGCGGGUUGCGGUAAUGCACUACGAGUGUUGCCAACCCGCCUUUAAACAAGAAGAAAAGAGGCAACAACAAGCCGCAGUCUGAUUAUUUAGCAUGUCUGUACAUGAUUCUUACCUGUACUCUUGCUAUUAACAUGCUAUUGGUUUUCGUAAGAGUCUUAGGAAUACCAAUAGCAUGUAUCUAAUCCAAGAAAGAUAACUCAAGAUCGUGUCGGGGACACGCUUUCGCAUGAUUGAGAGAAUAGAAGAUUGUUUUGUGAUUUUUAGAAGAUGGCAAGAAGCAGAGAAAGAAACAAUUAGUCCAGAAGCAUCAAAUACUAUUGGUUUCAUAUAAAUAACCUGUUAGUAUGGGAAUAAUAAACAGCCGCGUCGACUGGGAGCUGUCGGCACCCCGAGCGUGCGCGGAAUGCCUGUUCAUCGCUGCUUGCAGCUUUAAUUUCUCGUUGUAUCUAUAUUUUUUGUAAAUAAACAACAGUGUGUUGGUACUA